AUGUUUGGGAUUCAGGAAACUAUACCGCGCGGGGGGACGACGAUGAAGGAGGAACCGCUGGGUGGACUGAACUCGGUCCGCUCCUGGAUGCACACAGCUGGGGUGGUGGACGCGAACACAGCCGCCCAAAGCGGUGUCGGCUUGGCACGGGCACAUUAUGAAAAGCAGCCCCCGUCCAACCUCAGAAAAUCCAAUUUUUUCCAUUUCGUCCUGGCGCUGUAUGACAGGCAGGGUCAGCCCGUGGAGAUCGAACGGACAGCUUUUGUGGACUUUGUGGAGAAGGACAAAGAACCAACCAGUGAAAAAACUAACAAUGGGAUUCAUUACAAACUACAGUUAUUGUACAGCAAUGGCGUCAGAACAGAACAGGAUCUUUACAUACGGUUAAUCGAUUCCAUGACGAAGCAGGCCAUCAUUUAUGAGGGCCAAGACAAGAAUCCAGAAAUGUGCAGAGUUCUUCUUACCCAUGAAAUAAUGUGCAGCCGAUGCUGUGACAAGAAAAGCUGUGGAAACAGGAACGAGACUCCAUCAGACCCUGUGAUCAUUGACAGAUUCUUCCUAAAGUUCUUCCUCAAGUGCAAUCAGAACUGUCUGAAGAAUGCAGGGAAUCCACGAGAUAUGCGCAGAUUCCAGGUUGUCGUAUCGACGACCGUCAAUGUGGACGGCCACGUCCUGGCUGUCUCCGACAACAUGUUCGUACACAACAACUCCAAGCACGGGCGAAGGGCUCGCAGACUCGACCCUUCAGAAGGUACGCCUCCUUAUCUGGAGUAUGCAGCCACCCCGUGCAUCAAGGCAAUCAGCCCCAGUGAGGGAUGGACCACUGGAGGAGCCACUGUCAUCAUCAUAGGGGACAACUUCUUUGAUGGCCUACAAGUCGUGUUCGGCACCAUGCUCGUAUGGAGUGAGCUCAUCACCCCCCACGCCAUCCGCGUCCAGACUCCACCUCGGCACAUCCCCGGUGUUGUGGAAGUCACGCUGUCCUACAAGUCCAAGCAGUUCUGCAAAGGUGCCCCUGGGAGAUUUGUCUACACUGCCCUGAACGAGCCGACCAUCGACUACGGCUUCCAGCGGCUGCAGAAGGUCAUCCCCAGACACCCCGGCGAUCCGGAGAGGUUACCGAAGGAGGUGCUACUGAAGAGGGCGGCCGAUCUUGUUGAAGCCCUGUAUGGAAUGCCCCACAACAAUCAGGAGAUCAUCCUGAAGAGGGCAGCUGACAUCGCCGAGGCCCUGUACAGCGUUCCACGCAACCACAACCAGAUCCCGUCGCUCGCCAACACCGCCUCCCACGGCAUGAUGGGAGUCAACUCCUUCAGCAGCCAGCUCGCAGUCAAUGUGUCUGAGUCACAAGGGAACGACCAAGUGGGCUACAGCCGGAACACCAGCAGCGUGUCCCCCCGGGGCUACAUCUCCAGCAGCACCCCCCAGCAGUCCAGCUACAACAGCGUCAGCAACAGCAUGAACGGCUACGGCAACGCCGGCAUGAACCUGGGAGUGCCGAGCUCCCCUGGGUUCCUCAACGGAUCCUCUGCCAACUCCCCAUAUGGAAGUGAGUACCUUACCUUAACUGCCCUCUCCCCCCCGAGCACCGCACUCACAGCACGUUCUCACUCUCUCCCCCCCUCCUUCUCUCCUCCCUCCCCUGUCGUCUCCGCAGUUAAACAAAAGAGCGCCUUCGCCCCUGUGGUCCGACCCCAGGCCUCCCCACCCCCCUCCUGCACCAGCGCCAACGGCAACGGACUGCAAGCCAUGUCCGGCCUGGUUGUCCCUCCAAUGUAA
Messenger RNA from Limanda limanda (common dab), 1779 nucleotides. It is a transcript of the gene ebf3b, whose product is annotated as EBF transcription factor 3b. Bases 1 to 1779 code for a protein of 592 amino acids. The transcript has 16 exons. Gene Ontology annotation, molecular function: RNA polymerase II cis-regulatory region sequence-specific DNA binding; DNA-binding transcription factor activity, RNA polymerase II-specific. The record is from RefSeq and is a predicted model, not a curated record. Lineage: Eukaryota; Metazoa; Chordata; Actinopteri; Pleuronectiformes; Pleuronectidae. Gene Ontology annotation, biological process: regulation of transcription by RNA polymerase II.